UCCGGUUUCGGCCCUGUUUGAAAUUUGAGUAGGGUUGCCAUUUUCACCCAACAUUAAAACACCAAAUACAUUCAUUAGGACAGGAAUAACACACGAUGAGUCUUUUUGCGAGUGCUAAACACCAGAGGAAGAAUCACUAGAGUAAAAUGGCAGAUCCUACAAUGAUGGGGAGCGGAUAUUUAAACUCCGGAAACCGCUCGGGGGGCAGUAAGGCCUGCACGAGUCCUUCGGAGAACUAUCAGCUGGCUCGGCGGCGCACGCUGCAGGUGGUGGUCAGCUCGCUGCUGACAGAGUGCGGCUUUGAGAGCGCUGAGAAAGCCGCGGUGGAGACGCUCACUGAGAUGAUCCAGAGCUAUAUAACUGAGGUCGGACGUUGUGCGAAGGCAAACUGUGAGCACACAGCAAGAAGCACCCCUACCCUCUCUGAUGUGGUCAUCACACUUGUUGAAAUGGGUUUUAAUGUGGAUACUCUUCCGGUGUAUGCCAAAAGAUCACAGAGGAUGGUCAUAACUGCACCUCCAGUGACAAAUGCUCCUCUGGUCCCAAAAGCCCUCAUGGCCGGACAGAAGCGUAUUCAUCCAGCACACAUUCCCAGCCACUUCCCUGAGUUUCCAGAUCCACACACUUACAUCAAAACACCAACCUUUCGGGAGCCGGUGUCAGAUUACCAGGUGGUGAGAGAAAAGGCAGCAUCACAGAGGAGAGAUGUAGAGCGUGCUCUCACACGCUUCAUGGCCAAGACUGGAGAGACGCAGAGCCUUUUCAAGGAUGACAUCAGUGCAUUCCCUUUGAUCGCUGCACAGCCAAGCUCCAUCCCUUACCUGAGUGCCCUGCUGCCAUCUGAACUAGAGCUACAGUCACUGGAGGAGACUGAUUCAUCUGAGCAAGAUGACCAGACGGACACAGAGAACAAUGCCAGCAACAUCAUUCAGGAUGACCCAGGGGCGGAUAAGGAGAACGCAGUGCUUCCACCUGGUGGCGGUAUGCCUUCAGGGAAGGCCAAUGAGGAAAAUAUGAUUGACAAUCCAUAUCUACGGCCAGUCAAAAAGCCCAAAGUGAGAAGGAAAAAAUGAGAACAGAUCUGUUGACUCAUAUGUCUUUGAAUCAGCCGGUUAUGAUGAAUAAGGACUUCUUAGAACUUGCUAAUCACAUUGUGCCCUUGUAAGUUGAGGAAUGUCCGAGGAUCCAGAAACCACUGCAAUUUGGAAAGUGUCUCCAAACAGUGAUCUAGUUUUUGGUCCACAAGUUACUGGUAUUUGAGUCUUAUGGAAAGACAGUAAAAUACUUGUCAAAAAUAUUAGAAGAAAUGUACUUGGGCAAGUUUUAUAAAGAGUAACACCACUAGUUUUGGCUGUUUUGGUUGUUUUGGUGUAUUCCACACUUGAAAUAAUGUUCAAGUUUUUUCGGUUUCCAAAACCUCCGGCAAGUGACAUUCUUUUACUGUUUUGGUUUUGAUGUGUAUUUGUUACUCAUUUAUGAAUGAUGGAUAUGUCUUUUUUAUUGUUUGGUUUUAAGGUAUUGUCACAAAAGGACAAGUUGGAAAUUAAACUUGCACACAUGGAUAAAAUGUGAACAUAUUUCCUUAUGUAAUAAUGUGUGCCCUGAAGUCUUGUUAAAUUAUCAUUAGACCUAUAUUGUUA
Myxocyprinus asiaticus (Chinese sucker) is the source of this 1640-nucleotide messenger RNA. Its product is annotated as transcription initiation factor TFIID subunit 8. Gene Ontology annotation, cellular component: transcription factor TFIID complex. The coding region runs from base 147 to 1073 and encodes 308 amino acids. Gene Ontology annotation, molecular function: protein heterodimerization activity. The transcript has 8 exons. NCBI's taxonomy places the organism in Eukaryota, Metazoa, Chordata, Actinopteri, Cypriniformes, Catostomidae. The record is from RefSeq and is a predicted model, not a curated record. Gene Ontology annotation, biological process: transcription initiation at RNA polymerase II promoter.